ACGGGUCAAGUAAACAUGUCCUAAGUAGAUUUUUUCGCGUGGAUGAAACCCUAGAGUGCCGAGUUCGAAGGUAAUCGAAAACUCUCUUUAGCUUUCUGUUGAAUUGUAGACUUUAAUAGAUAAAUCAUAUUGAAUUCGACGCCGAAUCUCGAUUCCACAAUUUCACUUCCUCCACCGGAACAGGCUAUCGGUGCUUAUCCAAAAUAUUGAUUCCGAUUGUUUUGGUAGUUAUGAUAUGCGCUUUGUAUGUAUGCGACGUGAUUGUCUACUUACUUUUUGGAAUUGGUUUCUUUUUUUCGAAUGAUUUUCUUUGAUGAACAUGAAACUGGCAAAUUGCUCACCAUAUGUAUACUCUGUUUUCGAUUAAAUAAAUGAUGCGAUGCUUGAAAUUAUUUGGAAUCAAACUGAAUGAAUUUAACUUUUCAAUAACUAUCUUCUAGCAUUGAGUAAUUGAGUAGAAAGCUAUCGACUUUACCUUCAAGCAGAGAGGAAAGCACACAAACGAACCUUUUCAGUAAGGAAACAAGAAAUGGUGAAGAUUUCAGAGGCCUACAACUUAAGAUCAAGAACAAUCUACAAGUCACACGUCCGGACAUCCAAAACCCAAACAUGUGGCAGAUCUGCUCGGGCAAAGGAAUCUGAUAGGCCUAGGGGGAAACCUGUCAAGUACUCCGGAGGUUAUGGUCCGCCAUUAAUUCAGUGGUCAGCCAAGGAUCUAGAAAUCAUGGAUAGACGUGAUCGGCGUCUUGCUGAGCUAGCACUUGACUACUACCAUAACACAUGUAAGGAUGGAGUCACCUAUGAGGUGGUGGAGGUAAUGAGAAGCAACCAAUUUGCUCUACCCGACACGGAAAAGUAUAUAAAGGCUCAUACUAACUUCAUUGCCAAGCCCAAAAACUCAAAUGGACCCUCAAUGCUCUUUUUCGUUGAGACAUCUUAUCCAAAUUUAAUUGGCAGACGCCUGGAUGCCCGUACUACUACUGUUCACGUUUGCUACAUGCUUGGCGCUGUUGGUGAAGUUGAUACAGGUCUUAAUGGCUGCCUCGCCUGUCGUGGAACCCGUGGACCAGCUCUUCAUCACCCUCAUGAUGGAGUCUUUGAUAUUGGUUAUGAACUUAUGAGAUGUAUCGCUUGCGGUAGUUGGUGCAUGGGCUGCUAUCACGUAGUAGUGAUUAAUCUUAUUUGCCUGAUUAUCUUUAUUUGUAAAACAAUCCUUGUCAACCUAUUUACUCCACUAUCUUCUUAGUUACAAUGAUAGUCUAGGAGGAAGUCCAAGUAGUUAAGUCCCCAUCAUCUAACCAAAGUCUGUGAAGUUAAAACAUUUCAAUGUAGUUGCAAAGAAAAAAACUUCAUGUCUAGAAAAAGUUACAUAUCUUCCCAAAUAUGUUAACUAGUUUAUGUUUGAUUAUGAUAUAAUCAUCAUCGGUGGACUUCAUUCAUUUUGUUUCAGAAGCUUCUUAAUUAAAUUGCACUUGUGUAGUCGUUCC
Messenger RNA from Cuscuta epithymum, 1487 nucleotides. The record is from the annotation of a GenBank genome assembly. Lineage: Eukaryota; Viridiplantae; Streptophyta; Magnoliopsida; Solanales; Convolvulaceae.